Molecule: messenger RNA, 2235 nt
Organism: Carlito syrichta (Philippine tarsier)
Lineage: Eukaryota; Metazoa; Chordata; Mammalia; Primates; Tarsiidae
Product: tryptophan--tRNA ligase, cytoplasmic-like
Biological process (GO): tryptophanyl-tRNA aminoacylation
Cellular component (GO): cytoplasm
Molecular function (GO): tryptophan-tRNA ligase activity; ATP binding
Source: RefSeq, a predicted model, not a curated record
AUGUAUGAUGUCCUAACCCAGAAGGGACUGACUGUGGAUGAAGACAAAGUGAAUAAAGUGAACAUCUCCUCCUUGGAAGGGAGAAAGAAAAUUACAAACAGUGGACUGAGCGCUUUUGAAGCUGGGCUAUCAACAAAGAAUCUUCUAAAUCAAUUCACCACCAGAAACGGAAUGCAGGCAGUUCUCAGAAAUGUCUCACAAAGAAGCACAGAGAAAGGCUCUCUGAAGGCGGAAGCAGGAGAUGUUUCCAUCCUGAAGACGGAAAUUGAGCCCGGCAAUGAAUCCUGCACCCUCAAACUUUUCCACGGGGUCAGAAGUGCCUGUGGUACCACAGCCAUCUCAGUGCAAAUUAUUCAGAGAGGGUCAGAACACUUUCUCCAGGCCACCAGGGAUAUUAAUGGCUGCUGCAAGCUUCAGCACCCCUUCACUGUGAUGCUACAAUGCAAGGAGGUAGUAGGAGUUCCUCUAGGUCAUACCAGGAACCAGCUUGGUGCAGAGUGCGUGGUGUUGUUUCAGGAAUUCUCCAAGUCAAAUGUCUGCUGGAAUGCUAACCUCCUAAGAAGCUCAGGGCAUCCUGCUGAGAUCAUUCAGUUAGAAGACAUUCAACUGCCCUACAAGUUAGAGAAGGUGUGCCCUGAUUUCCUCCCACAGGUGCAGCCGCUGCAGAAGAGGGCUGUUAAUCUUCAGGAUGAGAACCACAGAGAAAAGGGCAGCCUCAGUGCAAAGGCCCUGACUGCGGACUUCUUCCAAGGCGCCUUGAAGAUCUCCAAAAACCUUCUGACACUCAGGAAAGCUGACUCAGGAUUCAAACACAGGAGUGAUGUUGAUGAUGAUGAUGAAGAGAUGAUGAAGGAUAAUGGCAAUGACUAUGAAGUUACUCUGCGGCAGUAUGGAGAGAAGACUGGUGAAACUGAAGAAGCCAAGGUGUCUCGCCCGGCAUCGCAGACGGGCCGGGCCGGCCCGGAUGGAAUUGAUCCUGCAGUAAAAAUGAGCUGCAGAGCUGCUGUGGGGGAGAACUGCAAGGCUGACUGCCCUCCAGGGAACCCAGCACCUGGGAGCAAUCAUGGCCCAGAAGCCACAGAAGCUGAAGAGGAUUUUGUGGACCCAUGGUCAGUACAGACAAGCAAUGCGAAGGGCAUCGACUAUGACAAGCUCAUUGUUCGAUUCAGAAGCAGUAAAAUUGAUAAAGAGCUGAUCAGUCGCAUAGAAAGAGCCAUCGGCCAGAAACCACACCACUUCCUGCACAGAGGCAUCUUCUUCUCUCACAGAGACAUGACUCAAGUUCUCGAUGCCUAUGAAAACAAGAAACCAUUUUACCUGUUCAUGGGCAGGGGCCCCUCUUCUGAAGCCAUGCACUUGGGCCACCUCAUCCCGUUUAUUUUCACCAAGUGGCUGCAGGCUGUGUUCAACGUGCCCUUGGUCAUCCAGAUGACGGAUGACAAGAAGUACCUGUGGAAGGAUCUGACCCUGGACCAGGCCAAGGACAUCAUCGCCUGUGGCUUUGACAUCAACAAGACUUUCAUAUUCUCUGACCUUGACUACACGGGGAUGAGCCCAGGCUUCUACAAGAAUGUGGUGAAGAUUCAGAAGCAUGUGACCUUCAACCAAGUGAAGGGUAUUUUUGGCUUCACUGACAGCGACAGCAUUGGGAAGAUCAGUUUUCCUGCCAUCCAAGCUGCUCCCACCUUCAGCAACUCCUUCCCACAGAUCUUCCAGGACAGGACUGUCCAGUGCCUGAUUCCGUGUGCCAUCGACCAGGAUCCCUACUUCAGAAUGACGAGGGACGUCGCCCCCAGGACUGGUUAUCCAAAGCCAUUCCUGCUGCACUCCACCUUCUUCCCUGCCCUGCAGGGUACCCAGACCAAGAUGGGCACCAGUGACCCCAACUCCUUCAUUUUCCUCACCAACACUGCCAAGCAGAUCAAGACCAUGGUCAACAAGCACGUGUUUUCUGGAGGGAGAGCCACUGUCGAGGAGCACCGGGAGCCGGGGGGCGACUGUGACGUGGACGUACCUUUCACGUACCUGACCUUCUUCCUCCAGGACGACGACAAGCUCGAGCAGAUCAGGAAGGACUACAGCAGCUGCGCCAUGCUCACAGGGGAACUCAAGAAGGCGCUCAUUGACGUCCUGCAGCCCCUGGUCGCUGAGCACCAGGCCGGGCGCAAAGAGGUCACGGACGAGGUCGUGAAGGAAUUCAUGAGGCCCUGGAAGCUAAUCUUCGAUUUUCAGUAA